AACUACCGUACUUCAACGUUAUGUAUGUGGGUGAAGUCUUUGCCGCUGAAUGUGGAUCGCCAAGAAUUACCAAUCUUUUGACUAAUAUUACAACGAACAAUGGCUAGCACCAGCCAGGCAGACAUGAUCGCGCAACAGUUUGUGCACCAUUACUACCAAAAAUUUGAUACAGAUAGAUCUCAACUUCAGUCUUUAUAUACACCUGCAAGUGUAAUGUGUUUUGAAGGUAGCGUGUGUCAAGGAAAUGAGCAAAUAGGCAAAAAGCUGGUAUCUUUGCCAUUUCAGAAGGUGGCCCAUGUCGUAACUGUAAUGGAUAGUCUAUUGAUAGAAGAGUCCAAACUUCUUAUUUCUGUCAUUGGACAAUUAAAGACGGAUGAUGAUCCUCCGCAUGGCUUUGCCCAGACUUUCAUAUUAGCACCAGUUGGGGACAACCUCAUGGUUUUUCAUGAUAUAUUCAGACUACUUGUUCAUAAUAUGUGAAAGAUAUGCUGUCCAACUGUGUACAUUUAUGUUUUUGUAGGCUUUAUUAUCAUUUGAAUUUUCAUUUUAACGAACAUGUGUUUGACUACAUUUUUUUUUCAUUUAAAAGUAAAACUAGCUGUGUAAGAAGAACCUAUUUAAUAUACAGGCCUAUAAACAAUGCUACUUUAUUAAAGUUACAUAACUGCCGUGUCUGCUUUUCAUUAUUGAGGGUUCAGAUUAUAUAAUGCUAGUGGGAACAUGGGGGGGUGUAUGUUCUCAAGUUUAGAAGAAAAAAGGUAGAUUUACAAUUGUCAACCAACCGUCGGAUAUCAUAUUUCCUUCUAAAACAUACAUUGGGUGAUUCCAACAACAUUGUGAGAUGUGAUCUUUCUCUGAUUUCAAAGUUUUUGAAAGUUCUAUGUGACUUAAUUGGACUGGACUUCCAUUGGUAUUGAAGGCUACGUGUAUAAAGCUGCUGCAAUUGUAAAUAGUACAGACAUGUACAAUCUAUCAAACCAUCAAAUGUAUGAGGGGGUCUGAUCGACUUUGUAAUGGGGCAUGCUAAACAAAUUCUGUUGGAUCUCUUUAUUUUAUUUGUUUGAUGAAUAUGAAUUUCUUGCUCUUCCCAAAGUACAUGAUUUUGUAUCAAUUUCUUAUGUAUUGAUUUUUUUUGUAUCUAUGUUAAAUCCUUUGUCUGUUAUACAUGCAGUAUGCACCGAUCUUUGAAGCUUAAUAUUGGAAAAAAGGGUUUGGUUUUUUCGGAUGAGGAUUGAUAUACAGGUUUUAAAAAAUCAGAGUUAUAGAUUAGUAAUUCACACCUUGGGGCUUACAAAUAUUUGUAUUUGAAUUGUGCUACUUUCGAUAUUUCUCACAUUUUUGAAUUCUUACUAGAACAUGUAACAUUUCAUUUAUUCAGAUUGAGUAAUUACAUGUACGUAAUUAUAAUUGUUACACAUUAUUGACUCUUUGAAUA
Messenger RNA from Lytechinus variegatus (green sea urchin), 1435 nucleotides. Its product is annotated as nuclear transport factor 2-like. The coding region runs from base 100 to 480 and encodes 126 amino acids. Lineage: Eukaryota; Metazoa; Echinodermata; Echinoidea; Temnopleuroida; Toxopneustidae. Gene Ontology annotation, biological process: protein import into nucleus. Gene Ontology annotation, cellular component: nuclear pore central transport channel. The transcript has 4 exons. The record is from RefSeq and is a predicted model, not a curated record.